AGAGGAGAGGAAGAGUGACAAAAUGAAUAACAGGGAGAGAGAGGAGAGGAAGAGUGACAGAAUGAGUAAGAGUUUUGGUGAGACUGAUUCCAUCUCUGAGGGCACUAAAACAACGUGCUGGUUCCUUGGCCCCAGGUCUGGUAUCGUGAGAGACAAUCCAGCUGAUACUGGACUAUGACACUUGUAAUUUCCCGUCUGGGCUUCUAUAACUCAAGGGUAGUUUUUCUCCAUGCUUGUCCAUAAAACUCCUGUAAUGUAAAAUGCUGCAGCCCAUCUGGUGUUCAACCUUCCCAGUUUUCCCAUGUCACCCAUUCCUCCACCCACUAAAUUGGCCAUGGUGCUUGCCUACAGUCCAGCAAUGGAACAUUCCCUCCCAACCUUCAGGUCAUGUUUAAAACCCACAUAUCCAUCCAAGGUCUUUUUUCUGCCACUUCUGGUUUCUUGGCUGUCUCACCCCCGUGGGAGUCAAAGCUCUUCUCUUUUGUCCUGAUCCUGGGUAGAUUAAUACUCCUAUACAUGUAACUUGUAUGAAACCCAUAAAGGACUUAGCCGUACGUAUUCACAAAGCCUAUGAAAUAAUAUUUAUUUGAAAUAGGAAAAAAGAAAGCAAACAUUGGUGAGAAAGACAAAGAGAGGUUUCAAACUUUCUCAAUGAUAAUAUUAAACAUGGCAAACGGCUGACAUGAAUAGAUAAUGCUAAUAUGAAUAAUGCCUCUCAAUGCCAAAAGAACCAGAGGUCCCUUGCAGGGUCCAAAAUAUGGAAGAUACCUAGAGAGGAACCUGACUCCAGAGAGGAACCAGGGGUGGUCAGUCCCUUUUUGGCUGGAUGAAGAUUAUUACAGUACAUAACCUUAUGGGCCAAGUCAAUCUUUGCACUCUCUCUGUUGUGGUCUAAAAAAGCUAAAACAUUAGGAUUAUUAAAAUAAAAUGUGGCAAUUCAUCAUAGAAAGCAUACAAUGUCACAUUAAUGCAAAUUAGUACAACAAUGGAAAUAAUAGACAUACAUACAGUGACAAGAUGGUUUCAAUUCAAAUGGUCAUGCUUCUACCAAUCCAGGUAUAAUACUGAGCUUAAACCCUAUACUAACUUGAAAUUGUAUUGAAUAUUUCAUAGAAAAAUACUAUUUUAUAUAGCUUCCUUUGCAUAGUGUUAAUUAACCACCAAAUAGGGUUAACUGUUUAAGCUCUAGAGAUCAAACAAACUUUGUUCGACAUAUUUAGGGUAUGAAAAUGCUUGAACGUUAUUGACUAUGACUGUCACUCACAGUUGAAGAGUACCUAUGACAAAAAUUACAACCUUCUACAUGCUUUGUAAGUGGGAUACCCUGCAAAAUCGGCAGUGUAUCAAAUACUUGUUCUCCCCACUGUAUUUGUGGUUGGAAUAGUGAAAAUAAGCAUGUGUUUUAACAUUGACAUGUAAAGCCCAUAAAGACAUGAGACGGUGUUAGAGUUUUUGGUACGGAUGCUUAAAAGCACAUUGUUGUGAGUUAACAUUUGCAAAGCUGUGAGGCCAGAUGGAAUACCAGGUGAUUCUACCAGACCACCAAAGCCCCAAUAACAGAAAGGCAACCUUCUUAAAAGACCUUAGUCCUGUAGCACUCACUUCCAUAGCCAUGAAAUGCCCUAACAUAUCCAAAGAUGAUGCAAUCUUAACUUGACACUGAAAUCUUACACUUGGACAAGAAGAAUUCCUAUGUGAGAAUACACUUUAUUAACUACAGCUCAGUGCUCGACAGCAUAAUACCUUUCAAACUCAUCAUUAAAACCCUGGGACUGAACACCUCCCCUACAACUGGAUCCUGAACAUCCUAAGCAGCUGCCCACUGGUGUUGAGGGUAGGCAGCCACACAUCCACCACGGUCACCGCCAACAUGUGGCCCCUCAGGGCUGCUUAGUCCCUUACUAUACUCCAUAUUCCCCAACUGUGUGGCUGUGAACAACACAAGUUGGCUGAUGACUUUUGAGUGGUAGGCUGAUGACUUGUCGGUGGUCGGCUGAUGACUUGCCUGUAAUAGGCUGAUGACUUGUCGGUGGUUGGCUGAUGACUUGUCUGUGGUUGGCUGAUGACUUGUCCGUAGUAGGCUGAGGACUUGUCUGUGGUUGGCUGAUGACUUGUCUGUGGUAGGCUGAUGACUUGUCUUUGGUAGGAUGAUGACUUGUCAGUGGAAGACUGAUGACUUGUCUGUGAUAGGCUGAUGACUUGUCUGUGAUAGGCUGAUGACUUGUCCUUGGUAGACUGAUUACUUAUCUGUGGUAGGCUGAUGACUUGUCUUUGGUAAGCUGAUGACUUGUCUUUGGUAGGUUGAUGACUUGUCAGUGGAAGGCUGAUGACUUGUCAGUGGAAGGCUGAUUACUUAUCUGUGAUAGGCUGAUGACUUGUCCGUGAUAGGCUGAUGACUUGUUAGUGGAAGGCUGAUGACUUGUCAGUGGUUGGCUGAUGACCUGUCGGUGGUAGGCUGUUGACUUGUCCAUGGUUGGCUGAUGACUUGCUUUAGUAGGCUGAUGACUUGUCUGUGGUUGGCUGAUGACUUGUCUGUGGUAGGCUGUUGACUUAUCCAUGGUAGGCUGAUGACUUGUCUGUGGUAGGCUGAUGACUUGUCAGUGGAAGGCUGAUGACUUGUCAGUGGUAGGCUGAUGACUUAUCAGUGGAAGGCUGAUGACUUGUCAGUGGUAGGCUGAUGACUUCUCUAUGGAAGGCUGAAGACUUAUCGAUGGUAGGCUGAUGACUUGUCUGAGGUAGGGUUAUGAAUGGUCUGUGGAAGGCUGAUGACUUUUCAGUGGUAGGCUGAUGACAUCUCAGUGGUUGGCUGAUGACUUGUCUGUGGUAGGCUGAUCACUUGUCAGUGUUAGGCUGAUGACAAUGGAGCUGAUUGUGGAUAACAAGAAAAGGAGAGACAAGAAUAGCCUACUUCCACAUUUACAGGACUAAUGUAGAAGGGUAGAGAGUUUCAAAUCCACAUCACCAAAAAACUGAAAUGGUUGACACACGCUGACUGCUGUGAAGAAAGCAUGUCAGAACCUCUUCCCACUUAGGAGGCUUAAAAGAUUUUGCAUGGCUGCUCAGAACCUCAAAAAGUUUCACAACUGUGCCAUCUUGUCAGGCUAGAUCAUUUUUUCCUAUGGCAUCAGCACAGCCCUUGAUUGCACGAUGCCUCAGUGGAUGGUUGCAACAGCCAAGUUCAUCAAUGAUGCCAAGCUACCUGUCAUCCAAGACCUUAGAAGAUUUUCCCAGGCACCCAAGUCAUAGACUAUUGUGUGUGUUACCACAUGGAAGGCAUGGUGUUGGGUAUCCGUCCCUCAAGUACAUAACUGUAGGAUCUUUCGUACUCUUAAACAAGGCUACCAAAUGAAAGACUAUGAAAUGUUAAUGAUAAUUAAGUUUCUGUUUUUGCCCUAUCCCUGAUUUGAAUAUAUACAUGCAGUACACUCCCCCACACACUUGAACUAACUUGAACACACGACUCCAUGCACACACACACAUGGAAACGCACACACACUCAAGCGUUUCACUGGUGGACGACACCUGUUGGUAAGUCCAUCCACCAAAACCAGACAAAGAACUUUGACCAAUAAAUUUUUUCCCACAGCCCACUCACUCCUCUACUGUCCACUCACUCCCACAGCCUGGUCACUCCUACUUUCCACUCCCUCCUACUGUCCACUCACUCCCGCAGCCUGGUCACUCCUACUUUCCACUCCCUCCUACUGUCCACUCACUCCAACAGCCCGCUCACUCCUACUGUCCUCUCAGUUUCACAACCCGCUCACUCCUACUGUCCACUCACUCCCACAGCCUGGUCACUCCUACUUUCCACUCACUCCUACUGUCCUCCCAGUUUCACAACCCGCUCACUCCUACUGUCCACUCACUCCCACAGCCCGCUCACCCAUACUGUCCUCCCAGUACAGUCCUCUCACUCCUACUGUCCUCUCAGUACAGUCCUUUCACUACUAUUCUCUCACUCCCAGAGCCCUUUCCCUCCUACUGUCCUCUCAGUUUCACAGCCCUCUCACUCCUACUGUCUUGGAUAGGGUUCAGUGUGUGGGGUGGCAUAAUCAAAGAAGUGAAGGUGAAUAGAUGAAGAAUCAGUCAUUAUUCCCUCUGCUGUACUGUAGAACUGAUCUGCCUUUCAACCUCUCUCUCCUUCCUUUCUAUGGCUCUGGUCUUUGACCCUCCUCUUCUCUACCUUCCUUGGAACACUCUUUGUGUACCUGUACCUCCCUCUGCUCUACUCUCUCUUUACCUAUGCUAUCCUUCUUUCCUAUCCUGCAUGUCGGUUAUUCUUUCAUUUCUCUUUGUCUUCUCCAUUUUUUUGUCGACAUCUUUCUCUCCGGUUCCUACUCUCUUACUCGUACCUGCUCCUUCUGUCCCCAUCCCUCUCCUCCUUUUCUUCCUCAGCAUGGACGAUCAGACUUUUCAUGGGAAGGAAUCAAUCUGUCUAUGGAGGACACCACGUCCAUACUGCCUCGCCUGAAGAGGAACAACUCUAAUGCCUACGGGAUCGGUGCUUUAGCUAAGUCUUCUCUGACAGGUGUGUCAGGUGUGAAUCGCUCCAUGAAGGACAAGGUGACCAAGCCCACGUCCAUGGCCCAAGGCCGGAUGGCACACAUGAUCGAGUGGCAGAACUGGGACAUGUCUGUGGUGGGCCCAGGGGGAGUGUCGGUGCCGCGCAAGUCCACAGCAGAGCAGGAGAUUGAGAGGCGGAUGGAGAGUGAUGCCUACAGUGACCUCAGCGACGGGGAGAAGGAGGCCCGCUUCGCUGCAGGUAUACUGCAGCAGUUUGCUAUCUCCCAAGCAACACUCAUGGCCUGGACCUCAAUGGAUGGAGAGAGCCUGAUGUCAGGGUCUAACCAGGGUAGCGUGGCCCACCUCAGCGAGGUCAACCAGGAGAGCAUUACCAGCCGAGACCAGAUACUGCACCACUCCUCUGCCGACAUGUGGCCCAACACCUACGUCGCCCAGGGUCUCUACUGCCUCUCAUCCUCUGAUGCCUGGGAGCCUAUCAGCAACGAGCCCUCUGGUGUGGCCUCCCCCGCUGCAGGCUCUUACGUGAUGCAGCAGGGCGGGACUUCCUGUGAAGGGUUUGAUGGGAGCACAUUGCUGCAGCAGCAGCAGCAGCAACAUCAGUACAGCCUACAGCAGCAGAGUCAGCUCCAUCAGCUCCAUCAGCUCCAGCAGCUCCAGCACUACCAGCAACAGCAGCUCCUGUAUCAGCAACAACAGUCUCUAGAGCAGAGGCUGCACAGUGCCAACCACUCCCUGCAAGCCACGCCAAACAGCACCAUUCACAGCCUGGCGCCUUCCACUCACGCCCCAUUGGUGGACCUGUGGGGGGCGGGGAAGACAGAAUCCUACCAGGCUGACAUAGGCGGGUACAACAUAGGCGUGGCAGCGGUGGUGGAGGCGGCGCUCAGUGUCCCAUCUGACGAGGGGGCAGGGAUUGAACACUCCCCUCUAAUAGAGCAGCAGGAGGGAGAGGAGGAGGAGGAGCUGAAGGAUGAGGAGGUGACACUGUGUAUGGAGCCAGAGACUGUCACGCUAACCCAGCCAACACAGCGAGAUGAAGCCAUCGCCUCAGGCGGCAGUAGUCCGGGGCAACGUAGUCCCGGGCGCAGCAGUCCUGGUCGCAGCAGUCCUGGUCGCAGCAGUCCUGGUCGCAGCAGCCCUGGUCGCAGCAGUCCAGGACAACCACCAGCGCAACAUUUUACGGAGCGAAAGUCUUCAGAUGUCAGCUGUGGAGGUGUCCAAACGCAGGACGAGAAGGAAGAGAGGCACGGGCCUGCUGUUGCCUUGGCUUCCAUGGCAACCAACUGAUUGUCAAUCAGAGGCCUGACCUACUGACACUUGGUGUUGGGAAUGACUGAUUCAAGUAGUCAAAUAUUUAUCCAUUCAUCUGUUCCUUUUCAGGUAUCCAACACAGUUUUGAUGUGACAUGGACCCUUGAUUCUCUUGUUGAGUGAAUGAGGAUGCUUUGGGAAUAAUCCCAUGGUGUCAACAGCUGGUCCAACUUAAUAUAACUUAUUCUUUUGAAAGCCUUACAUCCAAUGGAGUAGAAGGAGGAAUGGAGGAAUAAAGAGAGUUACCAGAGACUGAGUGAUCAAUAUGAGAGAUGAGGCUGAAGGGAAAAGAAGAGCUGAGAGACAUUUGAGGAAUAGGGAACUUGAAACAUGCAUGCUAUGUAAUGAGACGUGUGACUUGAUCCGGUCGCUCUCAAAUAUGAUAACGAUCAUAACAUCUAUAGUAAUAAAAAAUGAUUAUGACAACAAUAAUUUUAUAAUAAAGCAAAAAAUUCAGAUGACACAAAAAUAUGUGUAUAAGUGUAUGGUGAAAUAAUAUAUAUAUAAAAGAAUAUCAAACACUGUCUCUCCCUAAGAGAACUACUCUGUUUACAGCUAACACUCAACACGUUAAAUAAAACAUUAUCAAGCCCAUAGCCUGAAGAACAACAACCUCUCUGUCCUCUUCUGCCAUUCACACAGUGACAUUCACAACACUUAGAAUUAACUGCACCAGUACAGAACCACUUCAGUAGAUUAGGUGCAUGUCACCCCCAACAGAUUACACUUAUUUGAUUAUCAUGAAGGAAUUUCAUCCUAAUUGAGACUUUGCAACCUAACUAGUACCGUGAACUUUAACCCCCUUAAUAUAAUUAGGAAGACAACAACAUUCCUAUGUUGCUUCAGGCCUCUCUUGUGGGUCCCACUUGUAACACUGCACAGUUAAAAGAUUCUAAUUUAAGAUUGUGUGCUUCCUACUCUGUCUUCAUGGAUGCAUUUUCUUCAGAGUACUAUCAAGUACCUGUCCUAUACUGCACUGUAUAGACAUUGCACUGAACCACAGCACUAUGGGCUGGACCGCCGAGGAGUCAGGACUGGUUGUGUUCUGCUUGACUGCCUCUUCGGUCUGUAUCAUGGAGCAACUGGUGAACAGACAGAAUCUGUGGUGAAUCUCUUUGCACUGAUGCAUUCCGACAGGUGGACGUCACCUGUGGACUUUUGUCACACAUCAAUGUCUUUGAUUACUGAUCAAAAAGAGCUUUUAUCAUUGCCAAGAACCAAAAAAUAAUCAUCAGACGAGAUGGGUCCUGAGCUGUUUUUCCAAGUAUAAACUAAGGAUGUCUGGAAAAGGAGCGAGGGCUUUGAAAGUAUGUAGUACCAACAGGAAGAUUGUUUAAAUGAAGAGGAUAUUCUGUUUUGACCCAGAUUGUUGUUUUGAUAUCGGCUCUUGGGGACAACACAAAGCUUAUCUUUGUGGAGAAGGUAGUAGGAGAGAGCGGUUUGAAUAGUGUAGUGAUUCUAUUCCACUGUAUAUGAUUGUAAGAAAAACCCAGAUCUCUUAAAUGGCUGGUGGCCAGUACCGUCAUGUAGAUGUAAAUAUUAGGGAGAGGAUAUGAACCACAUCCCUCACAGUCACAACUGCAACAGUUUCUUUAUUUUUCUAUAAGUGUCAGUCCCAUCUCUUUCCUUUGGGAAUCUUGUUGAGCUCCCAAGUAAGGUUUGUUGGUUUUCUUUUUUUGUAUCACCACACAUUAAGGUAAAGGAUAGGGGAAUCUCAACAUUGUAAAUAGUUUAACCUCUGUAUUGGAUAUUUGAAUUUUGGUGUAAAAUGAUCUCAUUUGACUGGGUCCAAGAAGAACAUUAAAGUCAAUCAGGGAAUAUACUAAAGUAAUGCUAGAGCUGAACACCAGAGCAGAGCACUAAAAACAAGUACUAAAACUGAACACAAGAACCGAAUAGAACCAGUGUCUUCCUGCUCAUGGUGACUACUGCACCGUGAUGGAGAACUGGGAUGUUUGGGUGUGUAUUUCCUGAAGAGGAAUGUGUGAAACUCCAUGGAGUAAUGUUAUUCAAUUUGGGAGACAUGACAGAAUUGGAAUUUGUUUUGGAGAUACUGCUCUGGGCUGUAUGUGCAUGUAUCACUGAUGAAGACAACAACAGUGAUUCUUCUUAUUAUUAUUUAACAGAGAACAACCUUCUCUUUUAUGUCUGAUGAUUGUGUGAAAACAAACACUUUUACGAGAAAAAAAAAAGGUCAACUUUAUUUAUUAUUAUAAUACAUUUAUUUAUUGAUCAAGUAUUUAUGCAAUGUUGGGACAAUGUUUAUUUUUCUACUAAAUUGUUGACACCCCCUCCAGUAUCAGACAGAAUAUGUGUGGUUUAUCUAAAGCAAUUUUGUGUGUGUUGGGGUUCUCUCUCUGACUGGGCAAACAGACCAAUAGCAUAAUAUCUUUGAGUGGAAUUAGAUGGAGGGCUAAUAAGGAUGGAGGUUGGUUCCAGCAUAGGACUAACACAAUUGAUUCAGACCAUUUUCAGCAGACAUGAUUAGUGCCAAUCAGUUGUGUUAAAGUUGGAUUGGAGCAAAUCCUUGCAUAGACUGACUACAGACCUCCAGGACAAGGGUUAAGGGUUUGCAAACUCUGGCCUGAACCAACCCAUCAUGAGGCACACAGUGAUGUCAUUAGAAUGGUCCUAAGCAGUGGUGAAGACUGUGUCACAGUUGAUAACCUGAUACAAACUCAAACCAUCCCAGUUCCUCUCCUAGUUGGAAGGGACAGUGAGAUGGUGUUGGGUUGUUAUAACUAGGGCUGGGUGUCUCUCCUGACCACGUGUCCUGACCAAGACAACUUAGCUCUUCUACUAAUAUAAAAUGUUGAUCUGUCGCUGUACUGUGUAGUGUUUUGGAUUGGUGUUACCCAUCAGCCUCCAGCUGGAUAUCCCAGGCUUGGCAUGAGAGCUGCAACCAACAGAUGUCUUUACCCAACCACUCAUAUUCAUUUAUUUAUUUAGGAUUAUUUGGGGGAGGAAUAACCUGACAGCCUGUAUAAAGUUUAUUAUUUAUGGUAGGUAGGAUACACAUGUUCAGUUGAAGCAUUAUUGUUUUGUGGGUUGUCAUUUGGAGUUUCUGAAGUCUGACUCUUAGAAAUUAAUCUGACGAGUGAAAACACAAACAUGAGCCCAGAGAAUGAUAUAACUUUAACAGAAACUGUACUUAGUUUUUGACAAAUAAGAACUUACUGAAUGAAUAAAUGAAUAACAAGAAGCCAAAUGUAUUGCCUUGGAUGUUAUUGUUAUUGAUUAUGUCGUGGAUAAUCGACAUAAUCGACUGACUUUUUGAUUUCCAGUUUGUAUGUUUCUACUGCCGUCUUUCAAUAUGUCAGAACGUACCUGCAGGCAUGAGGAUGAUGCAGACAUCCGCUACCAGUCUGUUUGCCCUUCUACCCCCCCCACUGUACCUGUUCUGUACUGUCUUUAUGUGUCGCCGUCUGUCUGUCUGUUUAUGUAGCUGACUGCUCUCUUGUUAGGAGAGUCACAGCCUAAAAACAGAAACCGACCGAUUGACCAAUCGGAUUUGAGGAGCAGACGUUUACAGUAUGUGGUCCAUUUGUCGACUGUGCCAUACUGAACCUGAAGUAAAUUACAUUUACAAUUGGCUUGAUUCAGUCUCUUUUCAUUUCAGAUGAUCCGUGUAAACUGGCAAUACCAGUCUUUUAAGGCCCUUUCCUAUGCAUGCUGGGAAAAGGUUUUGGCAGUUUGGUUCUACCAUGUGUUCUCCCUGUUCUGCUGUAACCCCUAUGUCUUUCUCUUUCCCUUUCUUUUCUCUGCAUGACAGAACACCCAUCCUUUUAACCUAAAAACACCCCCUCCCCCAAACGAAAAACUGUGGAGAAAGAACCAAUAAACAAACCAUUAAGAAUUA
Esox lucius (northern pike) is the source of this 9696-nucleotide messenger RNA. RefSeq names its product family with sequence similarity 131 member Bb (gene fam131bb). NCBI's taxonomy places the organism in Eukaryota, Metazoa, Chordata, Actinopteri, Esociformes, Esocidae. The record is from RefSeq and is a predicted model, not a curated record. The transcript has 7 exons. The coding region runs from base 4246 to 5814 and encodes 522 amino acids.